ACCUACCCAGCCCAGCCUACAGAAUAACGAAUACAGAUUGUACACUCGAACAUCCAUCUUUGAAACUUUUGGAUAGACAUAUACCUUCGUUUUAUCGAGAUGGCCACCGUAUUCACUCCAUGGAAGGAUGAAUCGGCCCUCCUCGCCGUGCGGAACGAGUUCUAUCCCCCGCCUGGAUACAAUGGGCCAGACCACCGGUCUCACGCUUGCAAAAUAGUGGCUUUAUGGAAGCAAAAGGGAACCCUCCCUCAUCCCGUUGAAGCGACCGCCCUCUUGACGGACGCGAUUCUGCACGACGACGCAGAGAGAAAUUCCGUCUUUUCAAUCCGGGCCACUUAUUCAGCUGCUUUUUGCAGAUUUGUGACUGGUCUCGUCGACUCGAAACUCCACGGCCAAAGAAAGACCAUGUUCGCGCGGGCGAUGGACCUAGGUCUACCGGCUUCUUUUGUCGAGUUGCGCCAUGAAGCCACGCACAGAGAGUUGCCUUCUCUGGUUGUGCUGCGAAAGGCGGCAAGUCGCUCGCUCGAUUGGCUGUGGGGGUAUUACUGGGGAGAACUCUCGUCUUCUGGUGCGACUGGUAUACCACCAAUCAAGGAGAUGAUUCGAUCUUCACUCAAGGAAACUACAAAGGGAAAACACCCUGCAUCACUGAACCAACUGGCUGCUCGGUUGGGCGCGGCGUGCCAGUCCGAGAGGGGAGUGUACACCCUCGCGCGGGUUCUCAUCGACGAGGCGAUUCUAAACACAACCGAGCAUACGCUGGACGUUGCACUCGACUUGCUCCUGCAAAAGCUCACGGACAACAAGCCUGUUUUCCUGUCUGUUCUAGUCGAGGAGAUGGUCAACGACUUGGUUUUCGCUUCUUCCGACAACAACAACAACAACAAGGUAGAUCCAGAAGACUCCCGAAAUGACCUGUACAUGUGGCUGGACCACAUCCUGUCCUCGCCGGAAUGGGAGUCUGCCCGUCGGGUCCUCUCGCGUGGCUACCUGGACGCAGCGUGCAAAAACCCGGGGUACUGGACUGAUAGGCUGAGACGUUUAAACACGCGGGAUCCAUUAGUGUCUUUGUCUUUGCCAGAUCCUGCGAAUGAUCUCCAUAUGCGUGUAGAGACGGGGUGGGACAGUUUAAAAGAUUACGGUUGGUGUAGCUAGUUGUAUAAAACAAGACACUACUACUACUACUAUAAGUAACUAAGUGCAA
This is a messenger RNA of Penicilliopsis zonata CBS 506.65, 1204 nucleotides long. RefSeq lists its product as hypothetical. The record is from RefSeq and is a predicted model, not a curated record. The transcript is spliced from 4 exons. Gene Ontology annotation, cellular component: Las1 complex; preribosome, large subunit precursor. Gene Ontology annotation, biological process: maturation of LSU-rRNA; maturation of 5.8S rRNA. Gene Ontology annotation, molecular function: endonuclease activity. Lineage: Eukaryota; Fungi; Ascomycota; Eurotiomycetes; Eurotiales; Aspergillaceae. Bases 100 to 1155 code for a protein of 351 amino acids.